Molecule: messenger RNA, 1245 nt
Organism: Penicillium roqueforti
Lineage: Eukaryota; Fungi; Ascomycota; Eurotiomycetes; Eurotiales; Aspergillaceae
Product: phytanoyl-CoA dioxygenase family protein
Exons: 1
Coding region: 1-1245 (414 amino acids)
Biological process (GO): fatty acid alpha-oxidation
Molecular function (GO): phytanoyl-CoA dioxygenase activity
Source: RefSeq, a predicted model, not a curated record
AUGAACGGCCACGGAGUUUCGUCCCGUCUCUACUCCCCCUCCACCCCGCAACUCGCCGAGUUCAAAGACAUUUGCUCGCGAACCACAGACCCUGCAACCUACCCACUAGCCAGCGAAAUCAAAUCCAACAUCCCCAUCUACGACCUCGCGGCCCUCGAAUCCACCGGCCUGACAGCAGACCUCAUCAACCGCCUGCAAGAUGAAUGGCACCACAUCCUCCACACCGGGGCGGGCGUCUACGUGCUCCGGUCCAUGUACGCACCAGCGAAAUACGAAACAACCCUAAACACCACCAAUGAGGCCUUCAACGCGAUCAUCGCGCGCGAAGCCGCCCAAUCAACCAAGAAAGGCGACCACUUCGCCGUCGGCGGCUCCAACGACCGCAUCUGGAACUCCUUCUCAAAACACGCCCUGCAAGACCCAUCCUCCUUCAUCGACUACUACUCCAACCCGUGGCUCGCAAUCGUCUCCGAGUCCUGGCUGGGCCCGGCCUACCGUGUGACCGCCCAAGUCAACGCCGUGCACCCCGGCGGCGCCGCUCAGGAAGCCCACCGCGACUACCACCUCGGCUUCCAGGAAGAAGUCGCCUGCAAGCGCUACCCAGCCGCGACGCAGCUGACCUCGCAGUUCCUGACACUGCAGGGCGCGGUCGCGCACAGCGACAUGCCUAUCUCGAGCGGCCCAACCCGCUUCCUGCCCUUCAGCCAGACGUACAAGUCCGGGUAUCUGGCGUGGCGCAAGCCCGAGUUCCGCGCUUUCUUCCAGGAGAGCUAUGUUGCGCUGCCAUUGAGCUUUGGCGACGGGUUGUUCUUUAACCCGGCGCUGUUCCAUGCUGCCGGUGCUAACGAGAUGGAUCCCCAGAAUGGGGGCUUCCGACGUGUGGCGAAUUUGCUGCAGAUUAGUAGUGCCUUUGGAAAGCCUAUGGAGACGGUUGAUUCCGUGCCGCUUGUGGAUGCGACUUGGGAUUUGCUGCUUGAGCGGUUCCGCGCUGCUGGCGGCGCUUUGGCGACCCAGGAACUUGACCCUGAUACGUAUUCGUUGCAGCAGAGGGAAAUUAGGGCUUUUGUACAGGCUGUUGCGGAGGGAUAUCCUUUCCCUACGAAUUUGGAUCAGAGACCGCCUGCGCUGAGCGGCAUGGCGCCGGAGAGUGAGCAGGAUAUUGUGGUGAAGGGGUUGGAGGGUGGUUGGGAUAGGAAGCAGGUUGUUGCUGCGCUGGAGAAGAUCCAUGUUGACUCGCGGGCGUAA